CGUAGAAGUGGCCAAAGCCCCAAAGACUGAAAGAUGUCAAUGAACAGUAUACGGAGCUAUAUCCGAUGGACCAUUGCUGGUAUUUCUUUUCCACUCAUAGACUCAGUAAUACUUCGUAUAUAUAUCUACGGGACUUUGGAGAACACCCCAACAAUGAAUAAUGGACAAUGAGGGGUUCAAAAUGAUGACGUCGCAUAAGCCGAACUAGGAAUGUUGUAGCUUCUUAUUAGAGAGCUCUGAGCUGUCGUAUGCAGCGUAUUACCGGGAUUGAGGGGGGUAAAAUUGUGUAAUGUAUACUACUCCUACUUCUGCUACUCCUACUGCUGCUACUCCUCCUUCUGCUACUCCUACCUCCAGGUCCAUAUCCAAUAGCUCAAUAAGAACAAGCAAAAAGGCAGAUACAUCCACAUCCUUCUCAUCUUUCAUUCAACCUUCGAUAUUCAACUAUCGUCCACUCAAGUAAAGGCGAGGCAAAUAUGGAUUCAGAAAGGUUGCAGAAGCCUUUCAAAAAUCGUGAUGAAUUGAAGGAGAAAUUGUCUAUCGAUCAUUUCGAUUUGAACGCUAUUCUGCGAGGAGCCCAAUUGACAAUUGUGGGAGCUCUAAGGGCUCUGCGAAAUCCGCAAUUGUUUACUUCGGAGCAUUACAAGCAGGCUGCUCUCGCAGUUUUGGCAGGCGUCGUAAUUCGAUUAGCUAUAGAGAUCCCCAUUUUUGGUGUGAGAGUCUUCUUAUGGCUCAUGUCAUUUUUUGUAGACCUCGGAGCCUCUACCUUCGACAACAGAAUUGUUGAGGGCUUAGACCUUAUCCAGAAUCAUGUUUUACAGGUUCCGUUCUUUCUCAUGAGUAUACUAAGUCGAGUCACUCCAACCCUUGACAACAUGUUCAUGAUGAGCCUCGCGUUCGUUGACGAAACGUAUUACGAGAAACACAAAGGAGAAGAACGGUCCACACUAAGAGACGAAUAUUAUCCAAAUCUACGACGAUAUCCUAAGAGAGAUGGCACAACCCAUAAAACAAGCACAGCAGAGAACAUGUCCAUGUUUUUGAUAAAGUUUGGAAAGAAGGCGGGGCUCUCGUUGGCAGUAUAUGCUCUAUCCUACGUUCCGAUCCUGGGAAGAUUCGUGCUUCCGGCUGCCAGUUUCUAUACAUUCAAUAAAGCCGCAGGACUUGGUCCUGGCCUUAUAGUGUUUGGCACGGGUAUCUUUUUGCCUCGCAGAUAUCUCGUAAUCUUUCUCCAGAGUUACUUCUCAUCACGCAGUUUGAUGCGUGAACUGCUUGAGCCAUACUUUGCUCGUAUCAAAUUUACCAAGGAACAAAAGAAGAAUUGGUUUCAUGAUCGAGAAGGACUCUUGUUUGGCUUUGGUAUCGGCUUCUAUAUAUUCCUUCGAAUCCCUCUGCUCGGUGUACUUGUCUAUGGUAUUGCAGAAGCAUCCACGGCAUAUCUUAUUACCAAGAUUACCGACCCUCCUCCACCUGCUGGACAAGAGGACGAGUUUGCUGCUAGCCAACAAAAGUGGAAGAACAAGCAUGAAUUCUUGAACCUCAAGCUCGACCAAUUAGAUUCUUUGAAUACGUCCGGUAGGAAUGAAGUCACGCAGGGCGUUUCAAGCGAGAAAGCUUCGUCAUCGGCCACAGAAGUGCCUCCGCCGUACAGCGAUUUAAGAUCACGGUAAUGGAUGGAUGGUAUAAAUAGAGAGCGUAUGACCGAGCUCGGUAGCAUGCAAAAUCGCCCAGUUAUCUUGACAGCAUGACCAAAACGUUUGCCAUGUUCUACGGUUACCAAGCAGAUUGAGGGUAAAAUACUAAGAAACAUCUGUGUAAGACUGUAUACUGCAGCUAACUAGACAUUAAUCAUGCCACAUUCUAUGGCCAAACUCCAACCUCAUGCUAGGCACACUUGAGCCAUCAUGAACUUCCCGAGACAGUCGCAUGAUUCCCUUUCUUUUGAAAUUCUCGGCAUCAUACAUAUUUUCCAAGCCGAUGAACCCCGCGCAUUCCUCCGAAUCCCCAUACUCUCUUGAUUCGAGUGCCACAUAGAUUGGUCUGCACAGAUGAUUGGUUCGAUCCAUCUGAGAGGGGAGGGGUAAUUUGUAAUUUGUAAUUUGCGAUAAGAGCUUCCGAACGUCCUUUUUCUUAUCAUUUCUUGCGUCUCUUCUGUGAUCAACUCCCUGGAUUUUUAUCUGUAUCUAGAAAUUAAUAGGAAUUGAUAGU
Botrytis porri is the source of this 2208-nucleotide messenger RNA. RefSeq lists its product as uncharacterized. The transcript has 6 exons. NCBI's taxonomy places the organism in Eukaryota, Fungi, Ascomycota, Leotiomycetes, Helotiales, Sclerotiniaceae. Bases 477 to 1670 code for a protein of 397 amino acids. The record is from RefSeq and is a predicted model, not a curated record.